Periconia digitata is the source of this 2444-nucleotide messenger RNA. NCBI's taxonomy places the organism in Eukaryota, Fungi, Ascomycota, Dothideomycetes, Pleosporales, Periconiaceae. The record is from the annotation of a GenBank genome assembly.
UUGCCGGGCGGUGAAACGCGGCAGAAGGCUAAAUGGCCGUCUCUCGCUCACUGGCCGCACCAUGAUUCGCGCUAUCGUUCCGAUUCGGUCGCGCCGAAUGGGGGAAACCCGCUUGGCAUCGCCCCAGGCCAAAGCCCGAAGCCCAAACGGGAAGAGCUCAGCCGAUCCCAGGUGCCCUCCUGCGUCCUGUCACAUGAUGUCACAUGACGAACCUUCCGGCUGACAUAAUGCAGCUCUCCGGCACCUGCCGCGGGACUCCCCGAUAUGCCGGAAAAACGUAUCGACGCUCCGACGCGUUUUUUGGCCCUGCAAGCCAUGCCAUAGCGAAAGCUGCAAGGCACCAGUAGCUUUGAUACCCACGACCAAACACCCCUCCUUUGCUUUGAUUUCGUUCCUACUGGCCCCAGAAAUAAUCAAGGAACAACCUCACACACGCCGUCAAGAUGCAGGCGCCCGUAGUGGUUAUGAACACCCAGACGCCCGGUGGGGAACGCCAGUUUGGACGUAAAGCACAACUCUCCAACAUCACGGCGGCCAAGACCGUGGCCGACAUCAUCCGGUCAUGUCUGGGUCCCAAGGCCAUGCUCAAGAUGCUGCUCGACCCCAUGGGCGGUAUCGUCCUCACCAAUGACGGCCAUGCUAUUCUUCGCGAGAUUGAAGUAGCGCACCCCGCCGCAAAGAGCAUGAUCGAGCUCAGUCGCACUCAAGACGAGGAAGUGGGCGACGGCACAACCAGCGUCAUUAUAUUAGCUGGAGAAAUGCUCGCACAAUCCCUUCCCCAACUCGAGCGCAAUAUCCAUCCCGUAGUCAUUAUCCAGGCCUUCAAGCGUGCUCUUACCGAUGCCCUCCAAAUUAUUGACGAGAUCGCUGUGGAUGUGGAUACCAACAACGACGACGCCAUGUACAAGCUCAUCAAUGCGUCAAUCGGCACAAAAUUCGUUUCGCGGUGGUCCGAACUAAUGUGCAGUCUUGCCCUCAAGGCUGUGCGCACCGUUUCAAUGGACGCUGGUGGCGACAAGAGGGAGGUUGAUAUCAAGCGAUAUGCUCGCGUCGAGAAGAUUCCUGGCGGUGAGAUCGAGGACAGUGAGGUGCUGGACGGAGUCAUGCUCAACAAGGACAUUACACAUCCCAAGAUGAGGCGGCGGAUAGAAAACCCGAGGGUGUUGCUUCUUGAUUGCCCGCUCGAGUACAAGAAGGGUGAAAGUCAAACAAACAUUGAGAUCAGCAAAGAAGAAGACUGGAACCGUAUACUGCAAAUCGAAGAAGAGCAGGUCAAGGCCAUGUGCGAUGCCAUUAUUGCUUUGAAGCCAGACCUUAUCAUCACUGAGAAGGGCGUUAGUGACCUCGCACAGCACUUUUUCGUCAAGGCAAAUAUGACUGCCAUCCGCCGAGUACGCAAAACCGACAAUAACCGUAUCGCUCGUGCGACAGGUGCCACAAUUGUCAACUCCGUUUUCUCCGCCUCCGCUUCCGAUAUUGGCACUCAGUGCGGCCUCUUCGAAAUUUCCAAGAUUGGUGAUGAGUACUUCACUUUCCUCACCAAAUGCAAGGACCCCAAGGCUUGCACAAUCCUACUCCGCGGUCCUUCCAAAGAUAUCCUGAAUGAAAUCGAGCGCAACCUCCACGAUGCCAUGGGUGUCGCCCGAAAUGUCAUCUGGAACCCUAAGCUCUGCCCUGGCGGUGGCGCCACCGAGAUGGCGAUCGCAGUCGGUCUCGAGAGGAGAGCCAAGCAGGUAGAGGGUGUCGCCCAAUGGCCGUACAAAGCCGUUGCGGAAGCCAUGGAAGUCAUCCCGCGCACGUUGAUCCAGAACUCAGGCAACAGCCCGAUCAAGGUCCUAACACAACUCCGCGCAAAACACGCUGAAGGCUAUGAUGACGGAAAGCAGAGCGGCAGCUCGUGGGGUAUCGACGGAGACGCUGGAAAGGUAGUCGAUAUGAAGCAGUACGGCGUGUGGGAACCGCUGGCGGUCAAGGAGCAGAGUGUAAAGACAGCCGUCGAGAGCGCGUGUCUGCUGUUGAGGGUCGAUGAUAUUGUCGCUGCGAAGGCGGCGAAACAGGGCGGCGGCCCCAUCGGCGGUGGUGACGAUUAGACAUAGGUUCCACGUACUUCGUGUAUAUGUCGCAGUCCCAUGGUUGAAAGACUUGUGGGAAUCUCACACUGCUUGCCACUUCCCUGCGCCAUGUCACGUUCUCGCCAUACCAAUAAAAAAGAUUAAUGAUUGCCACUCCAAUGAAUACCGAAUUACCGUGGUGCAACUGUCAAUGUCUGAUUACAUCUGAUCUAAUCAAACUCUCAUUCACUGAACAGGAUACAGACCUAUAUCUUCACCCUCCCAUAUCAAGUAAACAGGCAUGCACUCAAACCCUUCACCGCAGCUCCAUAUUGCAGUAUGCGACUGUUGCCAACAUGAAUUAAAACCAGCUAUUUUGCUCCAGACCGACGA